This is a messenger RNA of Sorghum bicolor (sorghum), 1190 nucleotides long. RefSeq lists its product as uncharacterized. NCBI's taxonomy places the organism in Eukaryota, Viridiplantae, Streptophyta, Magnoliopsida, Poales, Poaceae. The record is from RefSeq and is a predicted model, not a curated record. Bases 93 to 983 code for a protein of 296 amino acids. The transcript is spliced from 2 exons.
CAGUAUAUAUAUAUAUAGGCAACGUGUACAGUUCGCUUGUCUUGGAACAUAUGCAUGUAUGUGCUCGACCAAACUAAACCCCCCAAAUUAAAAUGUCUUGUCCGAUCAAUGUCGAGGAAGCACAGGGAAGUCGAGCCAUCAGCGUGGCCGACUCUGCUCCGGGCGACACGACCCUGGAGAUCAGUGCGACGGGGAAGCGCGGCAUCCCGGUGUUGGUGGCGCCGGCGCCGCUGCACAGCCAGAGAGACUGUGAUGGCCGAGCCCGCCGCGGUGGCGCCACUGCAGAGGAGAUGAUGGGCAGCAUGGGGUUCCAGGGCUUCCUCCUCCUGGAGGCGAGGGACGACGACGACCCGGUGGCGCAGCGCAAGAAGUGGUUCAGGGAGAUGCGCGGGUGGCUGAUGGUGCUGGCCACCGUCGCGGCGUCGGUGACCUACCAGGCCGGCCUGAACCCGCCCGGCGGGUUCUGGCAGGACGACAACGAGCACCACCACGCCGGCAACCCGGUGCUCCGGGACAAGCACUGGUCGCGGUACAUGAUCUUCUACUACUUGAACGCCACGGCGUUCGUGACGUCGCUCGUGAUCAUGGUGCUGCUGAUGAGCGAGCGGUUCUACCACACGGAGGCCAAGGUGGUGGCGCUCAUGCUCACCACCUGCAUCGACCUCAUCAGCCUCAUCGGCGCCUACAUCGCCGGCACCACCCGCUUCUUCUCCUCCUGCAUCUACAUCAUCGUCAUCGCCUGCGUUGCCUUUGCCGGGGUCAUCUACAUCGGAGAGGUGAUGGCUGAAAUAUGCAAGUUCUUCAUGAGAAAUAUGCCUUGCAUGCUCCAGCUGGUGCAGAGCAGGUGGUUCCCGGUGCCGGCUGAGGUGGUGAGGAGUCUGCAGCAGCAGCCCGAGGAGCGCAUUAGCCAGACGAGAACGACGGCGAGGAACAAUCAGCGCGGUGGCUGCUGCGCCUGCUGUGCGCCGCGUGCGGAGGGCUGAAGAACGUGAGAGGGCACCACGGUGGCUUUCUGCUUCUGGAGGGGCAGUGAACAGGGAUUUGAUUGAGCGCAAUGUAGCAUACUAGUAGGAACUACAGUUACAAAGAGGCUUUCAAUAAGCCCCGCCUUCCAGUACUUUUAGUGCACAUUAUUUUCCCGCAACUAAUUGUAGUACACACCUGUUGAUAAUUAAUAAAGGCUGCCUAUA